This is a messenger RNA of Stylophora pistillata, 4260 nucleotides long. RefSeq lists its product as uncharacterized. Lineage: Eukaryota; Metazoa; Cnidaria; Anthozoa; Scleractinia; Pocilloporidae. Gene Ontology annotation, molecular function: extracellular matrix structural constituent conferring tensile strength; peptidase inhibitor activity. The record is from RefSeq and is a predicted model, not a curated record. Gene Ontology annotation, biological process: extracellular matrix organization. Gene Ontology annotation, cellular component: extracellular region.
AUGUCGGGUGCAGCAGGUGCUGAUGGAUUAAAAGGAGAACGGGGUGUGCAAGGACCAAGGGGGCCACCAGGUCCCCCUGGGGAUAUAAUUUCUGUUACCCCUACAGGAGAUCCAGGAGAUGGACCAGUUGAUCCUAUUGGACAUAUCAUCCUGGAUAGAAAUUCAAAGGGUCCUGGAGCUGGUAGGAUCCAGGAAGUCAAAGGAGACAAGGGUGCUCCUGGUGCUCAAGGAGAACCAGGAGCAACAGGUGACAUUGGUCCUCCUGGAAUAGGGGGAAGCCCAGGAACUGAUGGACCCCCUGGUAAACCAGGACAAGAUGGCAAUGAUGGCCAACCAGGACCACCAGGACAAAUUGGAGAAACUGGAGUUCAAGGAAGUGCAGGACCAAAUGGUGUGCCUGGUGUACGAGGUCUCCGUGGUGUGAAGGGUGACAUGGGAUCACAAGGAGAGCGGGGUGAAAGAGGAGAUAAAGGAGAGGAAGGAGAAACAGGUCCUUCAGGUGAGGCUGGAAGGGAUGGACAAGAUGGAUUAAAGGGAGACCCAGGAGUUCGAGGUAACACAGGAGCUCCUGGAACAAAUGGCGCAGCUGGUCCUACAGGACCAGCUGGAACAAGAGGACCAGAGGGUGCUGCAGGUCCUCCUGGCCAGAGGGGUGACAAUGGAUCACCAGGUGCCAUAGGGGCUAAGGGAAAUGUUGGCUUAACAGGCAGACCAGGUCCCAGGGGAGCCAGAGGAUCUGCAGGACCUCCAGGUUUGAAAGGACCAGGUGGUGAGCCAGGAAAUCCAGGCAAGAAUGGUCCCCAAGGAGAGCCAGGUUUCAAAGGAGAACAGGGUGCAGUGGGACCAAUGGGGCCUAUUGGCCGUAUAGGAAGUGCCGGAGCAGAUGGCCUUCCUGGUCUUGCUGGUAACCGUGGACGCCCUGGAGAACAGGGAGCCCCUGGAAAACCUGGAAGAAGAGGACUGGAAGGUGCUAAAGGACAAACGGGUAGCACAGGCACUACAGGUGCACCUGGAAAGCCUGGGCCUCAAGGAAAACGGGGAUCAUCCGGAAGAACAGGACUCCCAGGAGGACUUGGUGCCCCUGGUCCAGUAGGUCCUUCUGGCAAUCGAGGUUAUUCUGGUGCAGAGGGAAGGCAAGGAGUAAAGGGUGACAGUGGUAGAAAUGGAGAGAAUGGACGGGAUGGAGGAAAAGGAGAACAAGGAUUACAAGGGGAACCUGGAAAUCCAGGCCGACCAGGACCUCGGGGAGACAAUGGUGCUGCGGGAAAAUCAGGAAAGUCAGGCUCUCAAGGAAUUCCGGGUGUUGAUGGAGAGGAUGGUACCCCUGGAAUACCUGGAGUCCCUGGCCCACAAGGUGCACCAGGAACACCAGGUUUCUCUGGUCCUAAGGGAACAAUGGGUAACAAUGGAAGAGAUGGAAGCACUGGAGAACGAGGAGCAGAUGGUGUUAAGGGUGAACAAGGUGCUACAGGAGAGAUUGGUAAACCUGGAACACCAGGAUUGGCGGGUCGACAAGGUUUCAGGGGAGACCCUGGUGCUCAAGGAAGCGCGGGAGCAUCGGGACCGCCUGGUAUUCAAGGACUCCCCGGUGCAUCUGGUAAACUAGGAAGUCCAGGAUUCCCUGGAACGCGAGGCAAAGAUGGUUCACCAGGAUUACAGGGUGAACGUGGACCAAGGGGAGAACAAGGUCCUAUUGGACCUCAGGGAGCUCCCGGCAUUGAAGGCGAGAAUGGCUUACCUGGAUCUGAUGGUUUGCCGGGAGACAGAGGAGCCCCAGGAGCCCCCGGUGGACCAGGUCCUGAAGGGGGACCGGGUUUGCCAGGUCUGCCUGGUCGAGCAGGAUUCUCUGGAGCUAAGGGUAACUUUGGUGAGAAAGGCAAUCAAGGUUCUACUGGAGAAGCUGGUAGAGAUGGUGACCCGGGUGGCGAUGGUGCCCCGGGAGCUGUUGGUCAACCAGGUCUGCCAGGACCUAAGGGCACAGACGGAUCACCAGGAGUCCCAGGAAGACGAGGAGAUCGUGGGGCGACGGGAGGCCGUGGAUCACUUGGUUCCCCUGGAAGUCCAGGAAUUCCUGGAUCCCCGGGACCAACUGGCUCCCAAGGACUUCCUGGAGCAAAAGGAAAUGCAGGCGAAAAGGGUACGAAAGGAGAGGAAGGCGCAGUGGGAGCGAAGGGAAUAGCUGGAGACUUGGGAGUUGCCGGACGAAUUGGUCCCAAAGGAAAUCCUGGAUCUACAGGAAUUAAUGGUAACAGAGGUGCCUCAGGGUCACCAGGGCGACCAGGAUCACAGGGCCCGCCUGGACCACCUGGCAACAGUGGUUUGCCAGGACAACCAGGAAUCCCAGGAACUAAGGGCUCGCGUGGCGUUGGUGGUAAACCAGGAACUCCAGGCUUACCAGGAAGACCGGGGAUACCAGGACGUGACGGCCUACCCGGAUUAUCUGGAUCAGAUGGAAGACCUGGUUCAAUAGGUCCAAUCGGACCGCGCGGGAUUGGGGGAGACAGAGGACCUGAGGGCCUAAUUGGCAUUCCAGGAAGGCGAGGAGGAUUCGGUCCCCCUGGAGCAAAGGGUGCAAAAGGAGACCUAGGCUUUAAUGGAGCUACUGGCGAGAGUGGACGAUCCGGUUAUCCUGGACCUCGCGGCCUUUCUGGAGACAAAGGCGCAAAUGGAUCACCGGGUACACCAGGAGCGAACGGUGAAAAUGGGGAAAAUGGUGUAGAGGGUAGCGAGGGAGAUAACGGUCCCCGGGGAUCGCCUGGCGUAGACGGAACUGUGGGAGUUCCCGGACCGAUGGGACCCGGUGGGGAGAAAGGAGUACGAGGUCCCCAAGGAGAUAUCGGUGAUCCAGGUAGAGAUGGCGAUUUCGGAGAAACUGGCAGAAGAGGAAAUGAUGGACCACCUGGUUACCGAGGUAAUCCGGGAGAAGUCGGUUUAAUGGGAUCACGAGGUGACGUUGGAUAUACCGGUGAAGUUGGCAAGACAGGUCCUCCUGGAGUUGAUGGCGAAGGUGGCCUUGCUGGGAGAAACGGAACUGAUGGACCUGCAGGACCAAAGGGUGGCUCGGGAGCCGCAGGCCCUCCCGGUCUACAAGGAUCUGCCGGACCAGAGGGAACUGUUGGACCUCGGGGAGAUCCCGGCAAACAGGGUGAUCGUGGAGAACCCGGAAAAGACGGUGAACUGGGAGACCCAGGUAUACGGGGACUUAAAGGGCCAAUGGGACCGCCAGGACAGAGUUUAGCAGAAGCGCUUGCUGAACUGAGCUCUGGUGAAAAGGGACCUCCACCCUACAGAUUGUACUCCAGUCAAGGAUCUGAACAAUCACGUGAUUCAAACAAUGACGCUGGAGCCCAACUCUUCAAGUCAAUGGAUAUCGAAUUUAUGAUAUCGCUUCUGGACAGAAAAAUUCAAAACUUCCGAGAACAGACCGGGGACCUGGAACAUCCUGCUCGAUCAUGCCGAGAAAUUAAACUGGACCAUCCUGAAUCUAAGAGCGGUGAAUACACGAUCGAUCCAAAUGAAGGCUGCAGUAGUGACGCUGUCAAAGUCUAUUGCGAUUUCGAGAAGAAUGCUACCUGCGUAAACCCCACAAAGACCAAGAUUGUUGUCGACGCCAACGAAACUGGUCCAGGACAAUGGACAAACGAGGAUGAACCGAUCGAAUACAAACUAAACUCGGUGCAAAUGAAAUACUUACGACUUCUGAGCAAGAGCGCUUUCCAAGAAAUGAGCUACAGCUGCGCAAAUUCACACAAGAGCUGCAUGGUGGAUCUUAAAGGCGAUAAUGAAAUGGUGGUCAAUAACUUGGAGAAGAUAAAGCUUGAUGUUACAGAGACGUCUGUUAAUGGAAACAAAAACUUGAAGAUUGAAGUCUCGACCGCUCAGCAGAAUAACCUGCCGAUAGUGGACUGGGCACCACAAAGCAGCGUCGACUCCAAGCUUACUUUUGAAAUAGGACCAGUUUGUUUUAAGUAUUAGACAUGAGCGGAGUCGAACAAGAGAAGAACACCACCUGUAUUGUACAUUGACGAUUUUUCUGCCUAAUAUAUUAGCUAAGGAAGAUUUGAGGAUGGUUUCAAAGUAUGUAGGAGAUCUAAAUAAAGCUCGCGGUUGACUGGACAGUUCUGACAUGCUGUUGAUUCUGUUUUGUUUGUUACAGUAGCUAGCCUUAAAAAUUGUAAUUCUAAUGUGGAGUUAUUUUGUCUUUCGCCGUGUCCAAAAUAUUUUAUUAUGAAAAAUAAACAUUUUAUAGUCUUUGGAAAG